Gamsiella multidivaricata is the source of this 1127-nucleotide messenger RNA. RefSeq lists its product as uncharacterized. The record is from RefSeq and is a predicted model, not a curated record. Gene Ontology annotation, cellular component: U2 snRNP; U4 snRNP; U1 snRNP. Bases 160 to 942 code for a protein of 260 amino acids. Gene Ontology annotation, molecular function: RNA binding. Gene Ontology annotation, biological process: mRNA splicing, via spliceosome. NCBI's taxonomy places the organism in Eukaryota, Fungi, Mortierellomycota, Mortierellomycetes, Mortierellales, Mortierellaceae. The transcript has 4 exons.
CACUACAUCUUCGUUUUCAAACCUCCUCUGCAUCACGAGACAGCUGAACCUGCAUCCGCCCUUUCUCGCUUGCUCCGUUCUAUUACUGAUCCGGUCCCUCGACUUUGACAUCCGACUGACCGUGCGCGCUGCGAUACAUCGUAUAUACUCGCGUCCAAGAUGAGGAUCUCAAAAAAUUCAAAAAUGAUGAACCUGAUCAACUUCAGGUUAAGGAUCACAUUGUCGGACUCUCGCGUAUUGACGGGUCAGAUGCUGGCCUUCGAUAAGCACAUGAACUUGGUUCUGGCAGACUGCGAGGAGUUUCGAAGGGUGAAAUCUAAGACAGGCGGUAAAACUGCUUCGGGACAGCCUGAGCGCGAGGAAAAGAGGACAUUGGGCUUGAUCAUCCUUCGUGGUGAGAUCAUUGUAAGUCUAAGUGUUGACGGGCCCCCUCCACCAAGCACUGAAGACCAAAAGGCGCGCAUCUCACAGCUAUCUGCAGGAGCAGGUAUGGCAGCACCUGCUGGCCGUGGUAUGCCUGUUGUGCCUGGCGCGGCUCCCGGAUUGACAGGACCCGUUCGUGGCGUUGGUGGACCUGCGCCAGGAAUGAUGUUGCCUCGUGGCCCUGCCGCUGCCGCGCCCCCGAUGUCGUAUGGCCGCGGCAUGCCUCCUCCAGGAGCUAUUCCUCCGCCUGGCAUGCCUCCAAUAGGGUUCCGCCCUGCACCCGGCAUGGUCCCACCUCCCGGCAUGCCUCUAGGCAUGGCCCCACCUCCAGGGUUUAGACCCAUGGGUCAACCAGGUAGUGUUGCUCCUCCAGGAUUUCGCCCACGUCCUGGGAUGCCCCCAGGUGCACCCCCACCAGGAUUCCCUCCAGGCUUUGCCCCUGGCCCCCCUCCUCCAGGAUUCCAAGGUCCCCCACCAGGUUUCCGUCCCCCACCUCCCGGUUUCAGGCCCCCACAGUAAAGGACUUUGAACGAAAGAACAAUUUCUAGGACCAGCUCUCUAUUUUUUGCAUGCUUUUUAUUAAACCGCAAUACUAUUCCAAUUGGUGCCUGCGCGCUUCAAAAGACAUGAAUUUUUUGAGUACAAUAAGGGUGGUGGAGAGUAGAAUAUGCAUAUCAGACUGCCGCUUUACAAAAAGGUCUAGC